UAACUUGGCAUGGUGUCAAAGGGAGGCUCCUCACAGCCUGGAUCCACCUUGACGGUGUUUCCGUCGGGUUUCGCGCCUUCGCUGCGACCACGACAUCCACGAGCUGGCGCCAAAAUCACCCUGCAGUAUUAUAAAACUAUCAGUUUAUUGGGCGCCCUGCCUCGCCGCCCUGCCUAGCACCCCGGAGGUCAUGCGCUGCUCGAGGCCCCUGCAGCGGCGGUAGAAGCUCCAUGCCUUUCUGCGGACCACCACCGGGCUGGCGCUGCUGUGCCGCGAGGCCAGCAGUCUCACGCACCGGCGGAGCGUCCUCUGGCACCCUUUGCCCUGCACUGGUUGCGCGUUGUAGCAAGGAUGCGAGAGCUCGGUCAGCUGGUUGCAACCCCACAUACGCGCCUCGCUUGGUGGCAGCCGCGGGCGCCGCGCCGGUGAGUGUUCGCACUCGGACUCCCUGCGUUUGCCGCCUCGCUACAUGCUCUUGCACGACGAUAUCUGGCUUUGUCUGCGUGCGGCACAACGGGUGAAGACAGCAGCUGCUGACGUGCAGGGCGGCGGCGACCCACGGCAGCAGCCCGCAGGCCCCGGCGCCGGGGGUGCUUUAGAUGGUGGCCGCCGCAGCGGCAGCAGCUUCCAUGACGCCAGCUCUGUGCCCGGAGCGGACGUGUUCACCUGGGCAGGCGGCGUCUUCACCUCCGCCGGCCCUGGCCUGCUCCAAGACCUGCAGCUGCAGCAGGGGCAGGGGGAGGGGGAGGAGCAGCUGGCGGCGGGCUGCGAUGUGCGUGUGUUCGCGGCGGGUGCUCCAGCCGAGGGCCUGGCAGGCAGCGUCUCAGCCGCAUCACCUGAAGUGGGCAGUUGCGUGUUGCGGUGCGCCGGCCUGGCGUCAGUGCUGUGCCUGGCGUCCCGAGAGGCGGCGCUAGUGGCGGUGGUGCGCAAGGGGCAGCAGCCCCCGGAGCUGUGGGCAGCGCCGGCUCGGGGCCAUUCGGGUGGCGGCGACCCACGGCCGCAGCCUACAGGCCCCGGCGCUGACGACCCGCGGCCGCUGUGGCAGGUGCCAAUGCCUGCGGUGCUUCCCGGCGGCCUGCUGACUUGGGACGAGUACACGUGCUGCUUCGCUGGCGGCGCCGACGUCCUCCCGCCUGUGCUGCGGAGUCAGGCGCUGCCCGCAGGGGGCGGCGGCGGCGGCGCGGCGAGCCCCCUGCCUGUGCAGCUACUUGUCGGGGAGCCGCCGGCCGUAGCGGUGCUGUCCGCCAGCGUGUCAGUCAAGCCUGCCGCCGCCGCCGAGGCUGUCGGCAGUGCGGCUGGUGGUGGCGGCGGGGCCAGCAGUCUCAUGUGCGCGCGCCUGGCGACGGAGCUCGGCCUUGCGCAUGGAGAGGCGGUGCAGUUGAUCUGGGUCGACACGCAGCUGGCCAAGGUGAAGCGGGGCCCCGUCAGGCGUGCCAGCCAGCAGCCGCAGCGGCAGCUGGGGGGCUCAGCGCCGCAGCCCCCGGCAACUGUGCCGUCAGCACAGGCAGCGUGGCCGUUGUCGGCAACACCAGCGCCGGAGCGGCUGGGGGCCAGGGCUCCGGCAGCGGUGCCCGCAGCCGCGCAAUCGCCAGGCGCUGCCAGCAGCGCCGCCGGCCGCGGUAAGCCAGCCGGCGGCGGCAGCAUCAAGCCAGUUCACAGCCGGGCUACGCCUGGCGGCGCCGCUGCCAGCAGCAGCAGCACGCGCCGGGUGCGGGACGGCAGCGCCACGAUGCGCCUGAUGCGGCUGUACAACGGAGACCGCCUGAUGGGCGUCAGCGCCCUGCAGCAUGCGCUGGGCAGGGAAAGGUUCCAGCGGUGGCGGAAGGAGAUGCGCGCCAAGGCCCCACGCGCCGUCACGGUCGAGUUGCUCGGGCCGCGUCAGGGAGCGGGCCCCGUGCGGCUGCCGGCGUUGUUUGAUCGGAAAAAGAGCGGCAGCGACGUGCCCGUGCUCCGCGUGCCGGGGCUGACCAGGUCGGGGAAGCUGGAGGUUGGAGCCCUGGUGGAGGUCCGGCGAUUCCGCAUUCGGGGCAGCGUCUUCGAGCUGUGUCUUCGAGCUGUGCAGGCGGGCGGCAACAAGGCAGCAGAAGACUUGCCGCCACUGGGGGUGGCCACGGAGCAAAGCGGCAGCAGCAGCAGCACCAGCAGCAGCACCAGCAGUGUUGCUUCCGCCAGCACGGCGCCGCCAGUGCUUGCCGCGCCGGCGCCAGCACCACCACCCACGCCGCCUGCCGCCGCGCAAGCACUCGCACCCGCCGCGCCACAGCUCUCUCCUCCGGCGCCGCAGGGCGUCGGGACCUCGACCGCUGCCGGCGGGCUUGCUCCUGCACAGGCGGACGCCGCGCAACCACACGCCACUCCACCAGCUGCCGCCGCCGCGCCGGUGCACAGCAGUCUCCGGCGGCGGCGCCGCGGCGGCCAGCACAGCGGGCUGUUGACGCUGGACGGCCAGGGCCGCUUUAUAGGCAUGGAGACCCUGCGGCGAGUGUUUGGCCCGGCAGGCUUGGAGCGAAUCCAGCGGCUCCUGCUCAAGGCCCGGUACUGCGACCAGCGCGUCAUUGUCGUGAACCCCUGCACCGGCGGGCGCAGCGGCCCCUUUCCGGGGGCCCUGCGUAUAAACAAGGUGGGCCUGGCGCUGCCCACCGUGUACCUGCGCAGUGCGCACCUGCAGGCGGAGUUCGGGCUGCGGGACGGCGACGGCCUGAGGCCGCGGCGGGCCCAGCGCGGCGACAGCUGCCUGCUGGUGGAGGUGGUGCGGGCGGGCCAGGGCCAGGGCGGGGCCGGCAGCAGCGGCAGGGCCGGCGGCGCAGGCAGCGGAAGCGGUGGUAUUGGUGUCGGUGGCAGGGGUCAACCCACACAAGCGGCAAAUCCGCUUGGAGCUGCUGUUGUUGCCUGCACACCAGUGGCCGCGGCGGCUUCUGCUCAGCAGCCGGCGCCGCCCGAGGGACCGCUGCUCAGCCCGGCAAGCACCAAUAGCGGCAGUGGCGCCGGCCACAGUGCAGCAAGUGGUCGGGUGGACAGCGGCACGCAGCAGGCGGCGUCACAGGCGGCGGCAGAGCCUCCGGAACUCCGGCGGCCCGUGCCGAAUGAGCGCCCCGACUGCGGUGGGGCAGGGCCCUGACGCGCCUGUGGGCGCCGCGUGUGUGGGUCGUAAGAUGAUACUGGGCCGCUGCUGACGGUGGAACGUGCUGGGCACGGCAGCAGCGGUACCCAACGCACCUACUGCCGCAUCUACCUUGUUGUUGUUCACGGUGCCGUGAGGCCAGGUGCCUCUUGCGCGGCUGCAUGCCCCGCUCCAGGAGCGGGGAUACUGCUGUGCGAUUGGGGGGAGACGUGUUUGAAGGGCAUCGGAGGAAGGGCAAAGGCCGUGGGCCGAGGCCAAGUAGAAAUAGACAUAUGUUACCAGGACCUAAUUGUGUGUGCGUAAUGGUAGGAUAUCAUGGAGGAUGUCAUGGAACGCGCCGCCGGGCAGGAGCCGCUGCAUGGUGGAGGCGCAUGCCGGCGAGCCCGGAGGCCACUGCAGACAGACGCUACUACCGUAUUAAAC
This is a messenger RNA of Chlamydomonas reinhardtii, 3544 nucleotides long. RefSeq lists its product as uncharacterized. The transcript has 2 exons. Gene Ontology annotation, biological process: RNA export from nucleus; protein import into nucleus. Gene Ontology annotation, molecular function: phospholipid binding; structural constituent of nuclear pore. The coding region runs from base 470 to 3118 and encodes 882 amino acids. Lineage: Eukaryota; Viridiplantae; Chlorophyta; Chlorophyceae; Chlamydomonadales; Chlamydomonadaceae. The record is from RefSeq and is a predicted model, not a curated record. Gene Ontology annotation, cellular component: nuclear pore central transport channel; nuclear pore.